Molecule: messenger RNA, 1388 nt
Organism: Atta colombica
Lineage: Eukaryota; Metazoa; Arthropoda; Insecta; Hymenoptera; Formicidae
Exons: 4
Coding region: 211-993 (260 amino acids)
Source: RefSeq, a predicted model, not a curated record
AACACUUAUUUUGCAACUGUUGGAAGUUUUCUUCGCGCUGAUUGGGUUAUGUUUUUAGAGAAAUGGUCCUAUCUCAACAGAGAAUCAUAAAACGAUUGCAAAACUAUUUUGUUCUUUUGAACGCAGCCGUUGUAAAAUCAACAAGAAACUCUACUGAUAUAAUAUGGUUCGGCAUGUAGAGGUCAAAACGACAGACAGCGAAGGCAACGAAUGUGGCAGCAAAAAACUACCAAUAUAUUUCGAGAAACGACAGCAGGUACCACAGAAGCAAUGAAUACGACAGCAGAUAAAACGAUAGCGAGUACUACAGAGGUGAUGAACGCGAAAACAAAAACCUCUGUUAAUAUGAAUAUGUUUCAAUUUGGAGACACUAAAAUGACAGCGGAUGCUGCUGAAGCGACGAAUGCAGCAGCAAAAAGCUCUACGAAUAUGAAUGUGAUUCGAUUUGAAGACACCAAAACAGGUGCAGCAGGUGCCAUAGAAGCAACGAACACGACAGCAGAGGCCAAAGCGGUAGCGAAUGCCACAAAGGAGACGAAUGCGGCAAUAAAAAAUUUUGUUGGUGAUAUUUCAAAAGGUUAUAUAGGAACAUUUCAAUUUGGAAAGGCCAAAACUGUAGCGAGUGCGGCAGAGACGACGAACGCGACAAGAAACUUUACCGAUAUCAAUCGAUUUGAAGGGACCAAAAUGGCAGCGGGUGUCACAGAGGAGAUAAAUCCAACAAAAUAUUUUGUUGAUGUACAUAUGAUACGGAGAGAGACUGAAUUGUAUCGAAGAGAAAAAGAACUUGCUGAGCGAGAGUUAAUGUUAGCUCGAAAAGAAAUUGAGAUGCUUCGACAAGCUUUGAUUGAUGCUAGUCGCCCACAAAAAAUAUGUUGCUGUUUUGAAAAGAUGUCAUUGCAAAAUGAAGAGUGUGAAUCUGUCUUAGUGUCCAGACAAGAUAGGCGCAGUUGUAAGCAGCAGCGACUGCAGCAUAAAGACCAAAGGCAUUAACUCUGACAACAUUGUUCAAAUUGUGAUCAGCUUGAUCAUCGGGAACUACUGUCUGACAAAAUACAAUGAUGUUAAAAUAUUUUAAGUUUUAAGUUUUAACGAAGGAAAGUAUGUUGCCUCAGAAUAUCUUAGAAGAAAAACGAAAAGGAAAUAGAAAUAUGAGAACAGCCAUCCCAGCUUUUUUCGUAGGUCCAUCAAAACCAUCAAAACCUGUUAUGACCGCAAUCAAUAUUUAUUUCAGUAACUGUUCUCUACUUGUUUCUCUGAAAGAGUUCGAAAUAUGUUUUAUGCAUCCUUGAUAUGUAUUACAUAUUGGAUAUUUUAUAUUGAGUUUCUCUUUCUACAAAUUUACGAAGCCUUAUUUUACAGAUUUCAUUUAAUUUCUUGCAUAUUUU